Toxotes jaculatrix (banded archerfish) is the source of this 1559-nucleotide messenger RNA. Its product is annotated as solute carrier family 25 member 45. Gene Ontology annotation, cellular component: mitochondrion. Lineage: Eukaryota; Metazoa; Chordata; Actinopteri; Toxotidae. Gene Ontology annotation, biological process: transmembrane transport. Gene Ontology annotation, molecular function: transmembrane transporter activity. The coding region runs from base 152 to 1009 and encodes 285 amino acids. The record is from RefSeq and is a predicted model, not a curated record. The transcript is spliced from 7 exons.
UUUAAAUGUCGGUGGAUGUGACUCUGGCCGCUGAGCCAUAGCUCACUUGUGAGCUGUGGCACUGCAAGAAAACGGCGAUAAGGUAGACUAUUCCGAAGGUGUUCUAACAAUGAGGUGACUUUUACCUUAAGGUUGUGAAAUUGUGUGAGUCAUGCCUUUUUUGGAAUUCAUAGCUGGCAGCAUUUCAGGUGCAGUCGGACUGGCAGUUGGACAUCCAUUAGACACCGUGAAGGUGCGCCUGCAGGCCCAGUCUGUGUAUAAAGGCAUAUUUCACUGUGUGGCUAAAACAUAUUCUCAUGAAGGGCUCCAUGGAUUCUUCAAGGGCAUGGCAUUUCCGGUGCUGACCACCGGCAUCACCAACUCUGUUGUCUUUGGUUCUUACAGUAAUGCCUUAGAUUACCUCACUCAGUCUCAGCAAAGGGACCGCAGUCAAGGCAAACCAGCCUCUGCUGCACAGGUCUUCACUGCUGGCUGCUUCUCAGGUCUGGUGCAGGUGUUUGUUUGUGCACCCAUAGACCUGGUGAAGGUGCGUCUGCAGGGUCAAACAACUGCUGACCGAUACCGUGGACCCAUUCACUGUGUUGCCAUCAUCUUGAAGGAGGAGGGCCUCAGGGGUUUGUUUAGAGGAGGACUGGCCCUCGCCCUGAGGGAUGUACCCUGCUAUGGACUCUACUUUUUGCCUUAUGAGGUCACUCGAAAGGCUCUGACUGAGAGCGGCAAACAGCCAGGUACCUUUGCAAUAUUGAUGGCAGGCGGCGUGGCGGGCGUAGUGACCUGGGCCUUUGCCACACCUAUGGACGUGGUGAAAGCCCGGCUCCAGAUGUCAGGGGCCGGCGGCCGGGAGUACAGUGGAGUCCUCCACUGCAUGAGAGUGAGUGUGAGAGAGGAGGGAGUGAGGGUCUUUUUCAAGGGCCUCCUGCUGAACAGCCUGAGGGCCUUCCCUGUCAACGCCGUCACCUUCCUCAGCUACGAGAGUCUGAUGAAGAUUUUAUGUCCACCAGCGAGAUGACCUCAGUCCUGGCAGCGAAUGGACGAAGCAAAUACAUUCUUUGUAUUGAAAAUUGAAAGAUCUUCCCACAGUGUGAUUUUAAUACACACCAUUUGACUGCAGGCUGGAUAUUCUCAGGGUUACUUAAAAUUAUCAGCUGAAACAGUCUCAGUUUAAACUUUUUUUUUUUACAAUGAGUACUGAGAUACUGUUUUUGAACUUUUUAAAGUCAAUGUAGAAUAGGUCAACUCUCAUCUGGCUAGUGUCAGAAACCUGAACACACUUUUGAAUUUAACUGUUUGAUGGAAAUGUUGAAGUUCCUGUGGAGUCCUCUGUGGAUAAACCUGUUUAGAUGGACAGUAUCAAGGUUAAGCAGCUUGUAUUUACUGGAAACCAAAUCCAUUUUACUUGACAAAAUGUGAAUGUAAACAUUAUAAUUUCUUAUAUAUAAGACAGUGCCACAUUCUUCAUGUUAUUCACUAUAGGUCUGUUUUUUUAUUUCGAAGCAUUUUAUUUGUAUCAGCUGGACAAAAUUAUUACACGAUUUCCUAAUAAAUAAUACAGAGAAUGU